AUGCCCACCUUCGUCGUCCUCCCUGCGACGCCGUCCGAUCUCGAAGCCGUAGCCCACGUCCAGUUCGCCGCUUGCGCAUCUGACCAUGCAUUCCCCGUCAUCUUCCCGCGCGGCGCGACGUCGACUUCGCUCACGCAUAUGGUGAAAUCCUACGAGAAUGACAUGUACAGCGAUCCGAGCUGUCAUAUCAUGGUCGUCAAGGAAGCCAUGUCCGGGGAGGUGGCCAGUUUCGCGGUGUGGCAUUUCUACGCUCCCCAAAGCCAGGACGAGAUUGAUGAAGAAAUGCUGACCCGCGAGUUCCCUCUGCCUGCUGACUCGAACAAAGAACUGGGCAGCAGGUUGCUUCACAAUAGUGUCAGGAAAAGACAUGAAGUUGUGGCCGCUAAUAUCGGUGCAGAGCGACCUUAUGCGUUUCUAGCAGCCAUAGGCACGAGCCCGAAAUACCAGAAGCAAGGAGCUGGGUCGCUGCUGCUCGACUGGGGUUUAGAACGAGCGGACGACCGAGGCUUUGCCACGUAUGUCGAGGCGUCCCCGGCGGCUGUGCGGCUCUAUCGAAAACAAGGCUUUGCAGAAGUUGACCGACUGCCGCUCGAAAUCUCACCGUGGAAGGACGGCGAGUAUGUCAACCUCUGUAUGGUCAGGCAUCCUUCGACGUGA
This is a messenger RNA of Capronia coronata CBS 617.96, 657 nucleotides long. RefSeq lists its product as uncharacterized. Gene Ontology annotation, molecular function: acyltransferase activity, transferring groups other than amino-acyl groups. The record is from RefSeq and is a predicted model, not a curated record. Lineage: Eukaryota; Fungi; Ascomycota; Eurotiomycetes; Chaetothyriales; Herpotrichiellaceae. The transcript has 2 exons. Bases 1 to 657 code for a protein of 218 amino acids.